Gilbertella persicaria is the source of this 777-nucleotide messenger RNA. Its product is annotated as P-loop containing nucleoside triphosphate hydrolase protein. Bases 1 to 777 code for a protein of 258 amino acids. NCBI's taxonomy places the organism in Eukaryota, Fungi, Mucoromycota, Mucoromycetes, Mucorales, Choanephoraceae. The record is from RefSeq and is a predicted model, not a curated record. Gene Ontology annotation, molecular function: GTP binding. The transcript has 4 exons.
AUGCUCGAGGCUAUUGAAGAAAAAGAUACCUACGUAGUAUCUGCUUUAGGCAACGUAGGAACAGGCAAGUCAAGUCUGCUAAACGCGAUUACAGGUGAAUACACUUUUGAGACUGGCGACGGAACAGACGCCAAAACAACUGCAGUAGAAGGAAAAAUUAGCGAAUGGAAAUAUGCACCUUCCAAGAAAAUUUGUCAUUUAAUUGACACACCCGGAUUGAUUGAUUCUAACAUUCAUGAUCGCCAGAGUAUUGGAGAAAUGACCAAAUAUUUCAAGUCACUUCAAAAUGGUGUAAGUGCAUUCUUCUUGGUUUUUAAUAUCAAUGAUAUUAGAUUGGAUGCAUACACUCAAAACAUGCUCGUAUUAUUUCACCAAUUAUUAGGCAAGGAUUUCUGGAAUUUUGUUAUUGUAGUCUUCACACAUGUUGAUGAAGAAUUCAGAGAUGAUUUAGAAGAUAACAUUGACGCUGUUACAGAGAGUGAUGAUGGUUUUGUUGCAGAAAUUAGAAGACUUUACAAGCUCCCAAAAUCGUUUGAACCUUCUGUCAUUUUUACAUCAACUCAAAACGUCAGGUCUAGUUCUUAUACUCAAAGACACAUCCGUGAAUUAUACCAUGCUGUUGGCAUGUGUGAAACACGCAACAGUGGCAAACGCUUCACCUGUAAUUGGUUGAGACAGAUCUUGGUUAUUCCUAAUGAAGAGCAAAAAUCAAACUUUAUUAAAGAUAGUAUUAAAGAAGCGUGGUCUUCUAUGUCAAGUGCUUGUCAAAUGCAAUAA